AUGGCAGCGGGGAUGUCAGCAGCCGUCUUGAUGGUCACAUGGACAGAGACAUGCAUCGGCCUGAUAUUCCUGACAAUGCGCUUUCUGAGCAGUUGGAAGUUUACCGGACAGUUUCGAUGGGAUUUUGGGAUCGCAGCGCUGACGGUGGUUACUCAGACUACCGCCCAGGUCUUCCUUCAACUGUCUGUCAGGGCAGGUAUGGGAAACCACGCUGCAGACUUGUCAGAUGAGAGUCUAGUUGUCGCAUUGAAAUGGGGAUGGGCGUUUCAACUUCUGGCUAUUGGCGCAAGUAUGCUCGGCAAGCUGGCGAUCCUGGCAUUCUUGAUGCAGGUCCGCGGCCGACACGCUUCCAAACCAUGGCUACUGAUUAUACUCGGUGUAUUGAUAUUUGCCAUCAAUAUCACUGUGAUGGGAACGAUUCUUGGCCAGUGUUCUCCUAUGGAGAAAUUAUGGAAUGAUGCUCUCCCAGGGACAUGCGAUCCGGGACGCAAGAUGAAUCAGAACUAUUCCUUUUUUCAAGCCAGUUUCAACGUUUUCUGCGAUGCCGCGUUGGCUACAUACCCGGUCCAUUUGUUUUGGAGUCUUCAGAUGAAGUGGCGAAUCAAAGUUGCAUUAUCUAUUCUCAUGGGUCUAGGAUGGAUGUACGUGCUUCUUUUGCUUUUAUUGACCCCGAACGUGAAAUAUCCGGGACUGACCCAAGCGGUUCUGGAAAACAGAGCUGCAGUGUGUUCGGCAUUCAAGUGCUAUGAAUUAAAGGCCCUAACUGAGACUAACGAUAUCACUUACGCCCAGUCACCGCUUCUCAUUUGGGCUUCAACUGAAGCCUGGAUUGUAACCGUCGUCGGCUGCGUUCCGCCUAUCAGACCUCUAAUGGAACGGGUCCUUCAACACCUCGGCUUCACCAGCAAAAAGACUUCAAGCCGCUACAAUGACCAGAGGCAUGGUACCUAUGUUGUUUAUGGUACAAACCAGUCACACAUUAUUAGCCACUCAACCCAUCAGCGAGAUCGCAAAGCGCUUGGGCGAGGAGAGGAUGAUCUAGACUGGGUGGAACUUCCAGAUAGGCGGACUUCAACCGACAGCAAAGGACAUAUUAUGAACGAUACGAACAUCAUUGUGACAACGGAAUUCAGGACACAAUUUGAGGAUCGCGAGCUUCCUGACGCUAGAUCUUCAAACGGAAGCCAGACUUCUGCCGGAGGUGGAGGUGGAGGCGUUCGAGAAGCUGGCACUGAUAUUAAGAGUGUGAUUUGA
Molecule: messenger RNA, 1254 nt
Organism: Penicillium daleae
Lineage: Eukaryota; Fungi; Ascomycota; Eurotiomycetes; Eurotiales; Aspergillaceae
Exons: 4
Coding region: 1-1254 (417 amino acids)
Source: RefSeq, a predicted model, not a curated record